This is a messenger RNA of Paramecium sonneborni, 139 nucleotides long. The record is from the annotation of a GenBank genome assembly. Lineage: Eukaryota; Ciliophora; Oligohymenophorea; Peniculida; Parameciidae.
AUGAACGAUUUAAGAAGAAUAGAAAAAGAAAUCCAAGAAAAGCAACGUUUAGUACAGUUCCUAGAUGAAAUAAGGCUCCAACAUUUUAUAAGAAUCCGUAUCGUCCUACAGCAAGAUUGUUAAAAUAAGUGAGAAGACA